Messenger RNA from Sarcophilus harrisii (Tasmanian devil), 4302 nucleotides. RefSeq names its product zinc finger protein 665-like. Gene Ontology annotation, biological process: regulation of transcription by RNA polymerase II. Lineage: Eukaryota; Metazoa; Chordata; Mammalia; Dasyuromorphia; Dasyuridae. The transcript is spliced from 4 exons. The coding region runs from base 201 to 2765 and encodes 854 amino acids. Gene Ontology annotation, molecular function: DNA-binding transcription factor activity; RNA polymerase II cis-regulatory region sequence-specific DNA binding. The record is from RefSeq and is a predicted model, not a curated record.
CCUGGGGGUCUUUGUUCGCGUCUGAGGGUCUCCGGGAGCAAUAGGACCCCCAGAGCGGGGCGGCAGGUGUGUGAGGCCGCCCUGUCGGGCUCCUCAGGUCCGCGGAGCAUCAGGCAGCCGAGGCCGAGGCCCCUCCUCUCGCUGGCGCUGUGCCCGCCCCCUACGCGUCUUUCCGGGAGGGGAGCAUCUCGGGGAAGGCCAUGGGCCCCGGCAUCGCCCCGGCUGGCUUCCAGGAGUCGGUGACCUUCAAGGAUGUGGCUGUGGAGUUCACCUGGGAGGAGUGGAAGCACCUGGAUCCCGCUCAGAGGAACCUGUUCAGGGAUGUGAUGCUGGAGAACUACGGGAAUCUCGUCUCCCUGGGGCUUGCAGUUACCAAGCCAGAUGUUAUUUUCCAGUUGGAGAGAGGAGAUGCGCCCUGGAGGCUUGAGAUAGAAGUCCCAAGAAGCACCCCUACAGAAUGCCUUAAUCUGGAAUCAAGGUGGAAAACAACAGAGACUAUUGCAAUCCAAGGCAUUUCUUUAGGGAAGUUAUCUAAAAAAAGAACCAAGGAUGGACCAUGGGAUUCUGUGUUAGGAGAAGGUUGGGAAUGUGCUUUUAGGCUGGAGCAAGAGAAGGCCAACUGUGAAAAGCAAUCCCAGCAAGUGACAAUCCCUCAUAAAAAAACUUCUGAUAUUUAUACCAAUGAAUGUAAUAUGUUGGGAACAGGUUUCAGUCUGAGGUCCUUCCUGAUUUCACAGCAUCAAGAUCAUAGGAGGAAAAAUAUUCAUAAAUGUGAUAUACAUGGAAUAAACUUUAAACAAUGUUCAGAAAAAUGUAAGCAUAAUAAUAUUUUUUCUGAGGCACUUUGCAAAUAUAAAUAUAGGAAGGCAGACAAUUGUAAUUCAGAUCUUACUCAAAAUGAUAGAAAAUACACUGAAAAAAAAUCGUGUGAAGGUGGGAAAGUGUUGAGUAGCAAUGUAUCCUUUACAAAUCAGAUUAUUCCAGUUGCAUCGAAAUCUUUUCAAUAUAAAACAUGUGGGAAAGACUCUAGCUGUACAUCUCUUCUUCUGUAUCAAGAACUUCACACUGAAGAGGAACCCUUUGCAUGUAAAGAAUGGGAAAAAUCCUUUAACUGGCAUGGACAACUUACUGAACAUAAAAGAGUUCAUACUGGAGAAAAACCCUUUGAAUGUAACAAAUGUGGGAAAUCAUUUAGCUGGAGAGGACAGCUUACUAUACAUAAAAGAAUUCAUACUGGAGAGAAGCCCUUCAUAUGCAAUGAAUGUGGAAAAUCCUUUAAUCAAGGUGGAAAGCUUACUGAACACAAGAGAAUUCAUAGUGGAGAGAAACCCUUCCCUUGCAAUGAAUGUGGAAAAUCUUUUAAUCGGCGUAAAGCACUCAUUAUUCAUAGGAGGAUUCAUACGGGAGAGAAACCCUUUGGUUGUAGUGAGUGUGGAAAAUUCUUCAACCAGAGGGGACAUCUUACUGGGCAUAAGAAAAUUCAUACUGGAGAAAAACCCUUUGAAUGUAACGAAUGUGGAAAAUUCUUCAGGCGAAGACGACACCUUACUAGACAUAUGGUGAUUCAUACGGGAGAGAAACCCUUUCAGUGUAAUGAAUGUGGGAAAGCCUUUAAUGAAUGUGGAAAGCUUACUGAACACAAGAGAAUUCACACAGGAGAGAAGCCCUUUGAGUGUACUGAUUGUGGGAAAUCCUUUAAUUCAAAUGGACAACUUACUACACACAGAAGAAUUCAUACUGGAGAGAAACCUUUUGUGUGUAAUGAAUGUGGGAAAUCUUUUAGGUGGUGUCGAGAUCUUAAUGAACAUAAGAGAAUUCAUACUGGAGAGAAACCCUUUCAGUGUAAUGAAUGUGGAAAGUCCUUUAAUCGUCGAAAAGCACUUAUUGUGCAUAGAAGGAUUCACACUGGAGAAAAGCCCUUUGAAUGUAGUGAAUGUGGAAAAUUCUUCAAUCAGCGUGGAAACCUUACUGAGCAUAAGAGAAUUCAUACUGGAGAAAAGCCUUUUGAAUGUAAUGAAUGUGGGAAAUCAUUUAACUGGAGAGGGCAGCUUACCAUACAUAAAAGAAUUCAUACUGGAGAGAAACCUUUUGUAUGCAAUGAAUGUGGAAAAUCCUUUAAUCAGUGUGGAAAACUUACUGAACACAAACGAAUUCAUACUGGAGAAAAACCAUUUGAAUGUAAUGAAUGUGGAAAAUCCUUUAACUGGAGUGGACAACUUACUACACAUAAAAGAGUUCACACUGGAGAGAAACCCUUUGAAUGUAAUGAAUGUGGGAAAUCUUUUAGCAGGAGUGCAUCCCUUACUAAACAUAAAAGAAUCCAUACUGGCGAGAAACCCUUUGAAUGUACUGAGUGUGGGAAAUUUUUUAACUGUCAUGCACACCUUACUGAACACAAGAGAAUUCACACUGGAGAAAAACCCUUUGAAUGUAAUGAUUGCGGGGUCUCCUUUAGGUGGAGAGGACAACUCACUAGACAUAAGAGGAUUCAUACAGGAGAAAAACCCUUUGAAUGCAAUGCAUGUGGAAAAUUCUUCAAUCAGCGUGGAAACCUUACUGAACAUGAGAGAAUUCACACUGGAGAGAAACCCUUUGAAUGUACUGAAUGUGGAAAAUCCUUUAAACAGCGAGGAAACCUUACAGAUCAUAAGAGAAUUCAUACUGGAGAGAAGCCCUUUGAAUGUAAUCAAUGUGGCAAAUCCUUUAAUCGUCGUGGAAAGCUUACUGACCACAAGAGGAUUCAUACUGGAGAGAAACCUCUUUGAUAUGAAUGUGGGAAUUACUUUCCUGAUAGAGCAGUGCUUGGCGAUGUUAGAGAAUUCAUGUUGCAGAGAAAUCCUUGAGUGUAAUGAAGGUGGAUAAUUCUUUCAUUGGCAAGGAUAGCUUACUAGCACAAGAAAAGUCAUUCAAAAAGAAACAUGUGAUUGUAGUGAAAAUCCUUUAACCAAAGUGGAUAGUUAUUAUACAUGAAAUUCAUACUGAAUUAAAGCCAUUAGAAUGUUAAUGCAGACUGUCCUUUAGCUGAUAGAAGAUCUUAUUGAGCAUGAGAAUUCAUGCUCCGGAGAAAGUUUUUGCAGAGUAUAGCAGCUUGACUUGUUUAUCAAUCACCUUGAAAUGAACACAUCAUACUGUAUUUUUAAUUUCUCUGAAAAAAAGACACAUACUUCAUGUCACCAGUUUUUCUUUUCUGCUUAAAUUUGUUUCCAAGGAAUCAGCUUCCCUCUAUUUCUAGCUUUUCCUCUGUAGAUAUGAAAAACAUCUACUUCUUUCUCUGAGCUUCAAAAUCUCCCUUAACUGUAUUUUUUUUCAGGGCCAAUUAAGUAAUAUUUCAUCUUAAAUCCAUAAUAAAGGCCCAACUUGAGGUCAGUUAUCCAGCUAUAUUUCUCUUUCCUGUUGUGAAGUACUCUCAAUGGAAAAAAAAAGAAAAACUACCAACUCUUUUUUGUUGAGAAUGAGUCCACUUGAGAUAUAAGGCUGAGCUGAAUGGGCACAUUACUGGUUGAUUUUAAUGGUGGGCUCUCUGUACUCUAGAUGAUUAGGAACCGUGGGUUUAGGGGAUGCAUAGCUCUUUUGGGUGACAGUCCAGAUCUUAUAGUGAACUGUUCUCACCAUAUUUUAAGUUUCUGGGUGUCACUUGUGUUUGUGUUUGCCUGCAAUAAACCUUGCCACCACAUCGUCACUUAUAUUGAAUCUAAGAUUUGAUUAGUAUAUCCAAUCAGCCACCACACCUUUGGACCAGCAUACAAGCGUACAAAUGUACAAGUGUGUAGGUGAAGGCGUAAGCGAAUAAUAAUUUAUAAUAAGUUCUAUUAUUAUAGUAAGUGCCUAUAAUAAUAGGUCAUUUUAACCUAUUAUUUGUUGGGUUAAAUAUAAUAAACAAAGAUAUGUUUAGUAAUGUCCUGCCUCAUCUGACAAUGUAAAGUUCAUAUCCAAGACAGAUCUUACAUAAUUAGUAUGAGAAAGUUUUCAGCCACAGCCUUUGCCUUAUGUGGCAUUAAAGUAUUCACAAAACAGAGGAUCUCAGGAACCAGAACCCAUUCCUGUCUAGUGUUCUCCCUCAUUUACCAGUGAUACUGUAGUCAUCCCACCUCUGAUUGAAAAUCGUCACUGAAUGGGAACCCACUACUUAAAGAACUUCAUAUUCUUUAACUUCAUAUAUGUUAGGAAGAAGGCAGCUAGGUGGUGCAAUGGCUAGAGUAUUAUGUCUGAAGUCAAGAAUAUUCAUCAUUCUGACUUCAUAUCUGCUGGGCAAGUCACUUAACCCUGUUUGCCUCAGUUCCUCUUUUGUAAAAUGACCUGGAG